ACUUAUACCCUGAUCACUAUCAUACCAGAGACGAAUCAAAAGAAGUCAAACAAUUUCAGAUCCUAGCAGUUUACAAUUCUAUUGGUAAACUUCUAUAUGGUGAAACCGAAGCAGAUGUUGGAAACGAACCAAUAGUAAUCUAUGAAAGGAGUCCAGAAUAUAUACAUAUAUCUCCUGAAGAUAAUGAGUAUGCAUUCACGAUGUCUAAUAAGCAUAGAUCAGAGUCCCUCGAAGUUAAAAAAGCCUACCAACAAACAUAUAAGUUAUACGAAAUAUACUCACAUCUAGAAUAUCCUAACAAG
Racocetra persica is the source of this 302-nucleotide messenger RNA. Lineage: Eukaryota; Fungi; Glomeromycota; Glomeromycetes; Diversisporales; Gigasporaceae. The record is from the annotation of a GenBank genome assembly.